Messenger RNA from Aedes albopictus (Asian tiger mosquito), 1048 nucleotides. Its product is annotated as collagenase-like. The record is from RefSeq and is a predicted model, not a curated record. NCBI's taxonomy places the organism in Eukaryota, Metazoa, Arthropoda, Insecta, Diptera, Culicidae. The transcript is spliced from 2 exons. Gene Ontology annotation, biological process: proteolysis. Gene Ontology annotation, molecular function: serine-type endopeptidase activity. The coding region runs from base 190 to 1023 and encodes 277 amino acids.
CUUAUCAAUUUAUAAUUUUAUCAACUACCAAAACUAUGUCAACUUCCAACUAUAUCAACAUAUCAGUUAAAGCUAGUUUUCCCAUGUUACCACCUAAUCCUAAUCUUGAUUUAUUGCUACCCGGGGGCCUUAAAUAGUUCUACUGGAAGCGAUAGUCACAUUCAGUUCACACUAGUCACCAGCUUAGGUAUGAAGUCCGUAAUAACUUUAGUUUGCUUUGUGGCCGCCGUCUCGGCCUCGGUCCUACCAGAACAACGAGUCGUCGGAGGUUCGCCCGCUGAACUUGGCCAGUUUCCAUACGCCGUUGGAUUGAUAACUCGGAUCAACAUCUUACUCUCAAACCAGUGCGCCGGGUCUCUGCUAUCGACUCGUUUCGUGCUCACUUCAGCCAGUUGUGUCAAUGGAAUUCAGAGUGCUGUUGCCGUGCUAGGUGGUCUUGAGCUGAACGACCCUGUCGCCCCUGGACAAGUCAGAAUGACCGUAACACAGUUCAUUGUACACAGCGGUUAUCUGGAAGGUACAGAAAACUUCGACGUCGCCUUGGCUGUUCUACCGAUGCCAGUGAGCUUUACCGACAACAUCCGUCCGGUACGUCUGCCAAAUCGUCGCCAAGUGGACGCCCCCUUCAAUGGUCAACAAGGAACGUUCAUGGGCUGGGGUAGAUUCGGCUCUGGCAACAGUAAUUCCGCAGUGCUACGGUUCGGCCGUUCACAAGUCAUGACAAAUGUGGCCUGCCGAGUGAACCUUCCGACGAACUCCAUCCUCGAUCAACACAUCUGUACGGAGGGUUUCAACAGUGCGGCAGGCCGAGGAUCGCCAUGUCCUGGUGACACCGGAGCACCACUGACAAUUGUCGAUGCCGACGGAGUCACUACACAGGUUGGCGUAUUCUCGUUCAACUCGGUUCUGGGAUGCGAAAGUGGUCGAGCUGCUGUCUUCACACGCAUGUCUGCAUAUCUCUCCUGGAUUGCUGAGAAUUCGGACGUCGAGAUCAGGGAUGGUUUUGACAAAGUUUUAUUCUAGAAAUAUAAUAUGUUUAAUCUUAUCA